Messenger RNA from Microsporum canis CBS 113480, 3150 nucleotides. RefSeq lists its product as hypothetical. The coding region runs from base 1 to 3150 and encodes 1049 amino acids. Lineage: Eukaryota; Fungi; Ascomycota; Eurotiomycetes; Onygenales; Arthrodermataceae. The record is from RefSeq and is a predicted model, not a curated record. The transcript is spliced from 2 exons.
AUGCUGCAGCUGCCACUACGCAAAAGGAAGUCCAGGAGCUCUACCCGGCUGCGCCAUUCCAUCUUUGGCAACCGUAGAUGCUCCAAUGCAGAAACUGUAGGCUCAGAGACAUCGCAGUCUACAGAUGCGACGGAUUCGACGGACGCCACGGACGCAGCAGACCAAGAACAGGAGGCGUCCAAAAAUAUCCCAGACUACUUUCAGCUACGAGCCGAUAAUGUCAGGGACCGUCUCUUCUCUCAUGCUCCGCUGUCUGGGCCUGAAUGCCAGGCCAGUGACGCCCUAGAGGGCACCACGUCUACGCCCAGUCCGAGCAAAUGCUCCAAUAUAGGGUGCACGGUUCACCCUAGGAACUCCCCUCUGACCGGACAGGAGCUCAGAGUCAUAUUCUCUGGUGCUCCUCACUUCUUACUCGAGAAAGGUAGCCGCUCUCACUGGUUUCCCCAUGUAGUUUUUCCCUGGGACGAUAGCACGCGGAUCCAGAAUCUCCAGGACAGGAAACCGUUACACCAUGCCUCCUUUACGCUAUCUACGCUUCACGCCCAUCUGCCUGCCUUCUUGGAGAGUAGGAAAACAGCAGGAGUUGCUCAGGAUAUGGCAGAGCUGGAGUCGUCCAAAUAUCCGGCCUUUGAUAUUGGUGUUUUCGAGGUACCUAACAUGCUCUCCUCUCGCGCUAAAGAACGGGGAUGCGUUGGCUUCCGUCAUUUUAUGGAGCUUCCCAUCUCUCCGCAGCUAAAGGCCAAGUCCGAUAACCCCCCUGGCAUUGUUUCUUCUGACAAUACACUCUAUAACUCACCGACAGGUGAUGACGAACCAUAUAUCUGCUGUCGACCGGGCAUACGGUUCAGUCGUGCACAGUUGAUAAAGGGAGGGCCACCUACAUGGAGACGUCUUGGGGUCCGUGAUUGCUCAACUAAACAAAUUGCUCAACGCCUGGAAACCCUCUGUGAUUUGCGAGAUCAGAUGGUCUUCAAGGCUAAGCCUAUUAACCUAUUCGAUAUAGAGCCAAUCUCCAAGCUCCACCAACGGCUAUUUUCCACCUUCCUUUUCCCUCCCCCAAAGGAAGUGCACGGCGAUGAAUUCAAGCAUACCAGCCUCAAGACUCAGAUUGAUAUUCUGGUCAGAGUUCUCGCCGUCCAGGACGCAUGGAUUGACUUUUCCCAGAUCGAAUGGAGAAUCCGUGCUGGUCAGAUCCUCUGGGAAUGCCCACCACAUCAUGAUGGUAUUAUCAAGGACCAGUACCCAGAUGACCCAGAUGUCGGUAUUGACGCGGAGAGACAGUGGUUUUUGAUCCAAAUUCUAUUAGCCGCUGAAUUGGUUCUGCGGCUCGAUGCGGCCGCCAAAGUUGGCAUCAUGGGUCGCUCAAAAGGUAUAAGCAUUACCCAGCGGGAUAUCUACCACAUUAACGAUAUGAGGAAUGACCAAGUUGAUUGGGCAAUCAUCUGCUGCCAGAGGGCUUUUGAAAGCAUGACUAUCAAAUAUGCUCCUACGUGUGGGCGGCUCGAUCCUAUUAUACCCCCAGGCCGAUCCCGGGAGAAACAUCCGUCACGGAUUCGACAAAUGUUAACACGCGGAAAACUCAAGGAAAAGCAGAUGCAAGAGCAAAAAGAUCAACAACCUGAGGACUCCCGGAUAGUAUGGGAUUGUAUUACCAGACCCCGCUUUUUUAGGAAGCAGCUGGACGGCCUCUUUGCGUUUAUGGAUAUAAUCCAGUGGCCCGACGCAGAGGAGGUAAAAUUCCAGUUAGAGAAGAAGUUCAAUACGGUGAUAAACGAUCCAGCUGCUAUGAUCCGAACACUUUCCACGCCACUCGUUACCAAUGAGUUGAAAGGUGACGACUUGCCUCGUCAGAGGCUAUCGGCCUAUGAAAAUUCAAAUACCUCCCAUCUCGUCUUGCUUCUUCCCCCCUCUCAACUUCACUCUGUUCCCACCUCGUCAACAUACUUGGGCGGAUGGAUUUCUCGCUCGUGGCUAACGGGAUUUGUCCUACCCGGAGAAGCUGUUAAUGAUAUGCUUAUAUCGACACUGUUAGAAAAUGACGCUCAUGCCCUAAACACUCUUGGCCCAGUAGCCAACCUAUAUGGCGGUUUUAUAUACAAAGGGAGGAGCUGGUGGAGCAAGAUGUGCGUUGUAUCAAGAAUUGUCAGUUGCCUAGAAGGGUCCACUACUUGUAUGGGCUGGGUGUCCAGUCUUGUCGUACCCCAGGACGAACAGGGCAGGGAUUAUACGGACCGAUGGGUGGAAGUUGAACUGAAAGAUGACCUGCGCGACUUGACAGUGCCACGAAUUUACAAGACGACGCAAGUCCUACUUGACUCCUCGCCACUAGGGCCAGGUGGAGAGCUCACCCCAGAACAGUUCUCUUUACCAAUGGACGAACCUAACUUGCCUCACAUCCGUGAGACAAGUGUGGUGUUUGAUAAUAUAACGCUUGCCAGGGCCGGACGAGAUGAUCCAAGUAAAUAUCUCCCUUUCAAAGCUCUCGCGUACGCUUUCUUCACCAUAAAAGAGACACCUGACUCGAAACCACGCAAGGUUCUCUUCCCAUUAAGCAAGAACUCACUCUUCAUCUCCUCCUUCCCUUGCGUUCCCCCCAGAGGAUGGGCUGCUCAUUCUAGCAACCACAACGACGACGACUCUCAGUCUUCUUCAUCGUCAGAGUAUCACAGACACUUCCAGCCCCCAGCCCCCGACGACGUAGAUACGUUUGGCCGGAGCCCAGGACCCGAAUCACCAGUCCCAGACCCCUUCGACCCCUCAGGCGUACGAACCAACAGCUUCCGCGUUCCAGGCCACCCACUCCAUAUCUCUUUCUAUCCAUACAAAUACAUCCCCUUCGCUUCGCUCCCAAGCUUGACGGUCUUCCAGCCACAGGCCUCUGAGACUGUUGACCCUCCUCUGCUAAAGAGGCAGAAUUCAUGUCGAUCCGACCGGUCAGAGAAACGGCGACGCCACCGCCGUCGGCCAAUAACCUAUAUUAUUGAUGCGAGAGGAAGUAAGCAUAAAGAAGCAUUUGCGAGGGCCUGGUGUACGGCCGUCUGUACGGAUGCGGUGAUUGCAAGGGUAGGCCGCACCUGUUUAGCCUGCAGCAUCCGGGAAGCCAGGGCGAUUGAUGUCAAUGUGGUUAUCCGUGUCGGCGGGAUUAAUUGA